CUAAUGGAACAACCCUGUACAUUCACGCAGCGCACGAUGCAUGCUGGCGGGAGCUUCUAUCAUUCUUUAGGCAAAACGAGGGUAGGCGAGACUAUCUAUAGGUGAAAGAUAUAGCUGAAAUGGAUUUAGUUCCACCUAGAGCCGUGCUAGGUCUUCUGCUGCUUCUGUGGGCGGGAGCAUGCGUCUUGGAAGCACAAGCCGCUGAAAAGCUGGAUAGCUGCGACCUGGUGGACCCGAAAAUAGAAGAGCAUAUUCUCAAGCAAACCAGCCUUUUUGCGACCCAGGGAAUUCGCGAUGAGGUCAUUAGAUCAUUGCACGAGCCGUGCAUCAACGAGACUGCCAAACACCCGUGCAUUAAGGCCCAGAAAUUCCUGAUCAAGGACGGGGUAGUGUACGUCACUAACCUGAUGCCGGUCAAUGGCUUCGGCUACGUUGAGCUGAUUGGUUUCCUUGUGGAGCUGUACGAAGUCAGUCAGGUGUACAAGCUCCCAGAUGUGGAAUUUGCUUACUGGCACGAUGACAACCCGCCCGCGGAGACCGUGCUUCGACCCACUGCCGAGAACCCCACCGCCUCGGCUUGGCCCUUCCCGCCCCACGACGCGCCCCCCGUCCUGGCUUGGGCCACCUUCCCCGGCAAUGCGGCGCUCGUGGUGCCGUACAGUGGGGCGUUCAGGUGUCCCAAGGACUCGUUUGACAGCCUUCUGGAGCAAGUGCCGCACAUGAACGCCAACCCGCCCUGGGAGCAGAGGGAGAAGCUGGGCUUCGGGCGCUGGAACAUCUUCUGUGCCUGGUACUACGGCAACCACCACGUCAAGACGGCGGAUGGGCAGCCCGUGCCCUGCCCACGUGACUACAUCAACAACCUGUACUACAACCAUACCGACAAGCUGCUUACGGUGGCACUCAACAGGCCGCUGGCCGGCAGCGGCAAGCCGGCGCAGCAGGUGCCACUGCUGGAACAGAACAAGUACCGCUACAUCGUGUCCACUGACGGUGAGCUCGACUACGUCCAGCGGGCGGGAAUCCGGGAAUCACCCGGGUGCCACUCCGGCAAGUCCCAAGCGACUGCGCUUAUCGCGGGUAAGUAUGACUACCUGGGUCACGACAGUCACGCGACGCUCGGUAAAAUGGUGGGUAUCGGCUGGUCCAUCAGCUCCAAGUUCGACAAGUACCUGCUGCUAGGCAGCCUUGUGCUCAAGGCCGAGGGCUUUGUGUACGGCUGGUACUACCCUGCCAUGAAGGCGUGGGAGCACUACGUGCCAUUCAUGGUCAAGGACAAGGACGACGUGCUCGAGAUGAUUGACUGGGCGCGCUCGCACGACGAGGAGGCUCACAAGAUCGCGCAGGCAGGCCAGUCGUUUGCGUUGAAGCACCUGGCUCGCAAGACGCGGCUGUGCUACAUUUACAAACUGAUCAAGGAGCUGGCUAAGCACAUGAAGUACACGCCGGAUUGCUCCAAGCGCCCCGUGUGUGUGCCGCUAGUAGAGGAGAUUAAGUUCCUCAAGUCCUUCGACGUCACACACGCGCACUGCAGGUACGACGAAGUGCUGGGUCCGUACGCCGCCGCCGACCCCGCCGCCCGAACCCCCGAGUUCCUGAAGGACCUCACGGCCCAGCACCAGGCCGUGCCGCACCACCUUUGGGGCGGCCGCCGCCACCUGCUCGGCAGUAGCAGCGGCAGCAGCAGCAGUGGCAGCAGCAGCGGGCGGCAGUAGCAGCAGCGGUAGCAGUUUGCGACAUGCGCAAGAACAAGUGGAGCACAGGCGCUGAGAGCGCGGCGGCAGAUACAGACGGAAGCAUGUGGCAGCAGUACCCGCGGCAGCAGUGGCACCGGCAGCGGCUGCCGAUGAGGUGGGCGGCAGGGUGGGCGGCAGGUGGCUCAAGCUGUGCCUGGCUGUCGGAGCCGACGGAGCGGCUACUGCUGGCUGCCGUGGCUGCUUGCAACAGCAGGUGCCGCGUGCCGCACUGUGCGGCUGCCGUGGCUGCGUGCAACGCGCCACGCCAACCUGCCAACCAACCCUUGCUGGUUGCAAGCAAGCGGUGGCGGCUUGGAAGCCGCGCAGCACGCACAACACUCAGACCGGCGAUAUGCCAGCUGGCGCCGCGUCCGGGCGCUGCUAUGGGAGCACGUGUUUGGGGUGGCUGGGCGGGGGCCAGGCGGUCGGGGAGGAGGCGGUGUGUACGUGUGCUGUGGCUGGCCCGGGGAGACCGCCUGGUUGAACGGCGGGAGCCCAGGAGGCGCGCGGGAGCGUUACAAACAUAACGCGGGCGUAGCGCAAACCUUAACUUAUUUCACCCGCAGAUGGUAUCCGUAUCCGCUCAGCGCAAGUUGUGUUGUGCAGUUUUCGGGCUGGGGUCUGCGGGCUUCCGCGAACUCCUCGCCGUCAGCCUGGCGCCCAUAUUCUGAGUGCUUGCACAGUUAACGCUAUGUUGUAGGGAUACUGCAAAAAGGAUAAAUUCCAUAAGGCACUUGCUUUGGGACGUCUUGCUCCCGUGCCCGUUCUUUCCAUGCGCCCCCGCAAAACGGCAAAGCCCGGCAUAUCCCACAAUCGCUUACCACCAGUUAUCUGCCGUUUAGAGCAGCGCUCGUUUGUUGCGAUAGAGGGCACCGCGAGCAAUUCAAUUGAAGAGUAACAUCGAUC
Messenger RNA from Chlamydomonas reinhardtii, 2642 nucleotides. RefSeq lists its product as uncharacterized. Lineage: Eukaryota; Viridiplantae; Chlorophyta; Chlorophyceae; Chlamydomonadales; Chlamydomonadaceae. The record is from RefSeq and is a predicted model, not a curated record. The transcript has 17 exons. The coding region runs from base 120 to 1715 and encodes 531 amino acids.